UCCAUCGUCGGCGCUAACACUUUAGUCUGUGUGCGGAUGCGUCGGCGUCCCGACUCCGCAACAUUACAUUAUCGCAUGUGUACUUAUACGUACAGUCGUCGGUUGUGCUCUAUAUACUCUAUUCAUCCAACUAUUAUUAAUAGUAAUACGUAAAAGUGUCCUCGCGUUGUCUUUGAUCCACUACUUGGGAAAUAAAUGCAAUUAUUAAGAAUAGUGCGGAUUACGUCAGAGAGAAGGAAACUCAGCCGUAUAUACAACCGUACACAUCAAUCAACACAGCUAAUAGUGUUAUCUGUCCACUAGUUAUUUAUCUACAUCAUGCCAAUAAAUAUACUGCUUUUAUAAGUGGCUGUAUACGUAUACGUAGUGAAAAACGCGAGUCUCAUUUAUAUACAUGUAUAUUUGUAUGUGAGUGCGAAUGCACAUGUGAACGUUGACACCCACGCGUGAGCACAUUUGCAUGUGUCGAGUAAAGCUCGCACGAGAAUAAAGAAAUCGAGAGACGGCACGGCGUCCGUUCGACCGAAUUAACGCGUGUUAUAAGUAUACAGUGCAGUGCUUGACUCGGUAUACCUGUAUGUAUAAUAUUUGACUCCAAAAUACCACGAUUCCAUCAGGGGGCGAGCGUUGAAAACGUUGCGGCCGAGCGAUAGCGGGCAAUUUGUCAACCUGCUUCCCCUCCAACUUCACCAAUGGUGAAGAAGCAGCAGAAAGCUCGGCUUGAUGGGGGCGUCCGCAUACCCGUAUCCAACAGACUGGCCAAGCAUAGUAACCGGAGAAAGCGCCCACCCUCCAUCACCACCAACAUCACAACCGUCCAAGGUGCUGCUCGUCGGCUCGCAGUCGUGAGGAUGCUGUCGCAGGAGUAUUCGGAGGGUGAGCCCGGAGUGCCGGGAACAAGUACUGGUUGCAAGGACGAGGGCGCGGCAGGAAGCUCCAGCGGUGCCGUGACACCGAGCGGCUUCGUAAACGGCGAGGGGACUCAGGAGUUCCUGUCAACCGGCCGGACUGGACGCAGAAACGCCAUGCCCGACAUACUAGGGCAGUACGCGGAGACCGGCACUGCCGAUCUACCCGAGAAACUCGAGGCACUCAGCACGGAUCCCGGCAACUCGUCGAGGAGUCAAGCCGAGGCCUCGUCGUCGGAACAACAGCAACAGCGCGCCGGCUGACCACUGGACACCACCGUUGGCUCCACCGAAGCAUGGGACAGUCGUUGAAUCUCAGAAGCACACCCGAGCUCUCUCUCUCUCUCUCUCUCUCUCUUGUUUCUUUUUUUUUUUUUUUUUGCCUACGUGUCUUUCUCGCAACGUCAGAGUGAGCUGUGCAUAUACGAGCGACGAUGCGCCAACAAUAAGACAGCGUGUAAACGGAAUGGUUUUUCUCUUCGUUGAUUUUUAUUUAUUUUUUCUCUUUCGCGUCAAGACAACGCAUAAAAAGAGCGCGGCUCGCCGUACGCCAAGUGUAUCAAUUUAUAUACGUGGUAUAAUAUAUAUAUAUAUAUGUUACGCGUGAGAUCGAUGCUGCAGCUAUAACAUGUAAGCGUUUACACGCGCGGGUGCAAAAAGGUUUUGUGUACAUAUUUAAUGGGUGUUUCGUUGACCGAGAAAGAAAAACAAUUACCUGAUGUGUGUGCUUUUCAACUGUCUAUUUGGUUCCUUGUAUGUUGUGUGUAUGUUGAUUUUAUUUAUUUUUUUUUUUAUUUACCACUUACAAGGGUAUCGUUGCAGGUGGUUGUCCGGGUAUUUAUUAUGCAUGAUGGUCGAUCGGUAGUGUGUUCAUCCUCGAAUCUCUGCGGUUUAUAAAUGUGCAUGUAUAUAUAUAUACAUAUACGUGGGAGCGGCUAUUUAAGAGGGAUGCAAGGGGCCGUCGUCGUGUAAAUAAACAAAUAUUUUUUUAAUUAGACUAGCGCGCGUUUAGGUAUGAUCGGAAACUCGAUGAUUUUUAUCGGUAGUGUUUUCUAUGUAUUUGUAUUGUAAUAUAUUGAAUAAUGUACGCGAAUGCGGAUGAUUUUUUUUUUGUGGGUCUUGAGGACAGGAUUUUUUUUUUUUAGAUGUCGCCAUAGGUGUCGAUAAUGGGGCGAGGGAGGAGGGAUUUAUUAAAUUUCUCGUCGGUCUGGACUUGAGGAGGGGGAUCUCUUGAUCUUUCAUUGUUAGCUGGCGAUUGCGUCCUCCCGUUCUUGAGGGAGAAGGAAAAAUAAUUGGAAAACCCAAGUUGUGAUUGAAAAAUGUCAAUAAAAUUCUCGCGAAAAGUAUUUUUAAUCUCUUAAAGUUAAUGAUGACGGGGUUUUCUUGAAACUCGAUAAUUUUUUUGAUGGACCAAUAAAAUUCUCAACAAAUGAUGGUCGUUUAUAAUAAUAAUUUCAAUUACCAUGAGUAGAACAACACUUUGUAGAGAAGCAGACAAAAAUUCUUUUUAGAGGCAAAAAUGACGUUCGUCUCUUUCUCUUUGAUGCAGCAUUCCUAUAGGAAACUUUCACGAUGACCGUGAAAGUUUUCAAGGAUAUUCCCAAUAGCCAAAACGAAUCUCAAACAAACUUAAUUUAAAAGUGAAUUUUUUUACUACUUUAUUGCAAUUGAA
Molecule: messenger RNA, 2580 nt
Organism: Copidosoma floridanum
Lineage: Eukaryota; Metazoa; Arthropoda; Insecta; Hymenoptera; Encyrtidae
Biological process (GO): negative regulation of protein kinase activity
Molecular function (GO): cAMP-dependent protein kinase inhibitor activity
Source: RefSeq, a predicted model, not a curated record